Caenorhabditis bovis is the source of this 1377-nucleotide messenger RNA. The record is from the annotation of a GenBank genome assembly. Lineage: Eukaryota; Metazoa; Nematoda; Chromadorea; Rhabditida; Rhabditidae.
AUGGGCAAAUACGAACUGGUUCCGGAAUGGCUGGUUAGGAAAUCGAUGAUUGGUGCGCUGGUGGCAUUCGGGGCGUGGUUUGGUGCGGCAUGCUUCACCGAUUUUGUUGCGAUCGGCAUUGAAACGAUGCGACUCGAUAAUCUCGUCGGCAGUGUGGCUCCCGGAUUCGAAAAAGUUGAAAAGGUGUUCAGAAAAAAUUUCGCUGAUGGAUGGGAACGCGAAGGUGCCGCUGUCACCGUGUACCACAAGGGUCGGCUGAUCGUUGAUCUUCAAGGCGGCUAUGCUGAUCGAUCGUCUGGACGAAAAUGGACGCCGGAAACGAGAACUGUGGUUUUCAGUACCACAAAGGCGGUUGGGGCGGUCUGCGUCGCGAUGCUCGUCGAUCGCGGAUAUCUCUCAUACGACGACAAAAUGAGCAAGUAUUGGCCGGAGUUUGCGCAAAACGGCAAAGAGAACAUCACAAUUGAUUGGCUCAUGUCGCAUCGAGCCGGCCUCGCCGCUCUCGAUGAUCCGAUCACGAUCGAAGACGCGCAAGACUUUGAGAGGAUGAGCGAAGUGAUCGCGAAACAGAAGCCGAAUUGGGAGCCGGGAACCAAAAGCGGAUAUCACGCCAUCACUUAUGGUUGGAUUGUCGAUCAGAUCGUUCGCCGAACUGAUCCCAAAGCAAGAUCUGUCGGAGUUUUCUUCAAAGAGGAGGUCGCUGACAAAUUCGGAAUCGACUUCCACAUUGGACUUCCGCCGAGCGAAGAGCACACCGUCUCGCGACUCUCGAUGCCCAACAAUUUGCAUUUGUGUCGUGAGAUUAUCUACGAUCCGAGAGUUCUCAUCGUGCUUGCUGUCUUCAAUCUCCGGCCGCCAAACUCGUUGGCGCGCAAAAUCGCCGCGAAUCCGACAUGGUUCAAAUUGGAGCAGGAUGUGAACACCUUCAACAAUCCGGCACUUCACGCGAUCGAGCAAGUCGCCGCACUCGGCAUCACCAAAUCGCGCGAUCUCGCCAAAUUGUUCAGUCUCGUCCAACAGGGAAAAUUGUUCUCGAAGGAUCUCCUCGAUCGCUUCAAGACGCCGCAAGUUCAAGGAAUCGAUGAGGUCGUGAUGACACCGCUGCCGAAAGGUCACGGCUUCCUCUAUGAACGCCAUCCGAUGGGAGGUAAUCGCUGGCUCGUCGGUCAUCCGGGAUACGGUGGAAGUACGGUAAUGAUGGAUCUCGACGAGGAGAUCACAAUUGCAUAUGUUUCCAAUGGAUUGAAAACUGGAAUGGGCGAAUUGACACGAACAUAUCGUCAUUUGCGUGAUGCCGUCUUCGAAAGUCUUGAGAAGCUCAAAAAAUCGGGAUCGGUCGCCAUCGAAUCGCUUGUUGCACCCAUCGAAAUCGCCUAA